This is a messenger RNA of Chilo suppressalis (striped riceborer), 9978 nucleotides long. The record is from the annotation of a GenBank genome assembly. Lineage: Eukaryota; Metazoa; Arthropoda; Insecta; Lepidoptera; Crambidae.
GCCUUCGAUGCUUUGCCGUCGCAUCUAUGGAUAUGGACUUUAAUUAUUAAAUAAUCAAAGGAUGUGGUGUAAAUAUUCAUUACAUUCCGUUAAAUUAAAAAAAAUGUCUUAUAAACAUUCUCUUGUAGCAUCAAUUUUUUUUUUUAUUGAAUUUAUUGGUGUGCGUGAAAACAUAUUUUUUUCUAAUAAUUUGUUUCUUUAUCGAACUUUAUGCUAAUUCGUAUCCUCUUUUCUUUGUUUAGGAGACGGCAGAAGUGUGCGUGGGCACGUCGGUCGGCACCAUCACCGAGCCUGACUGCCUCGGGCCCUGCGAGCCUGGUACCUCGGUCACGCUCGAGGGCAUCGUGUGGCAUGAGACGGAAGGUGGUGUUUUGGUUGUAAACGUGACGUGGCGAGGGAAGACCUACGUCGGAACUUUGCUCGAUUGCACGCGGCACGACUGGGCGCCACCACGAUUUUGCGACUCGCCAACGGAGGAGUUGGACGCGCGGACGCCGAAAGGUCGCGCGAAAAGGGGCCGUGGCGCCGCACCUACAGACAUGACAAACUUCACGGAGACGCGCUCCUCCGUCCACAGCAAACUAAGAAACGGUGGCGCUAAAGGACGUCGGGCGUUGCCGUCUCCUACACCGUUUACGCCUCCGCGGCCAGACUCGAAGCGAAAACGCACGUCAGAAGCGGAGGAAAGGCCGCCGACGCCAAAAGCGAAGCGUCCUCCCCCUACGCCCUCAUCCCCUCCCCCUGACCCAGUCCUCCUAGAAUGCCCAGAGCCGAACUGUUCCAAAAAGUACAAGCAUGCGAACGGCUUGAAGUAUCACAGGUCGCACGCACACGGCACGCCCGAUGACGACGACAAAGACGGCUCUAGUUCGGAGCAGGAGGAGCCAGCGGCGGAGCCGGCCUCACCCGCACAACCUCCCUCGGAGCCGGCGACUCCGGCGACUCCGGUGAAGAGUCCCACACCCGUGAAAUCGCCUGAAGCGAAGGCGGAGAAAUCGCCAGAGAAGUCGCCGGAGAAAGUGGAAGCGAGCGCGGAGUCCCCGCAGCCGGCGCGCUUCCCGGAGGAGUUCGCGCCGACGCCGGAGCCCCCGCCGCCGCCGGAGACGCCGCAGACGCCACCCGCGCCUACCACCCCACCGCCGGAAAGCCUACCCACUUUGCAACCUACCCAAUUCAAGGUCAAACCUCGGUCUGCAUUGAUGCCCUCGGAGGAGCGCAAGUCGACGGAAUCUGCCGAGGAGUCGCCGGGCAAGCGGCGGCGGCGGUCGCCCACGCCGGGCGUUCGCUCGCCCGCCUACUCCGACAUCUCUGACGACGCCGCGCCCGCAGACUCCGCCGCUGACACGGACCCCGCGCACCGUCCUUUCCCCGUCUACCACCAGUACUACGGACAACCACCGUACCUGCCCCCCGCGCACGCCGCGCCGCCCCCCGCCGCAGACAAGGCCAAGGACGACCUCGUCAAAGGAGACCCCAAGAUCGACCACAAAGACAACAAGUCGGACGGCGGUCCCCAAAAGGUGCUCCCUCAACAUUUCUACCCGUACAAUUACGUUCCAAAUUUUCCCUACAACGUGGAGCCGGGAGGGCCGCCCCCGGGCGCCCCUCUAGACGACAAAGGAAAAGAAACUGACCGCUCUAAGACGACCCCUAGCCCCUUGGACAAGAGUAAGCAGCCUAGGCCAGCAGAUGGCAAGGACAGUCAAGGCAGACCCAACGAUAACCACCAAAUACUAAAGGAGAGCAUCGAAAUGAAGGCACAGAUGGGCUCGUAUGCAUUUCAAAGGCCACCGCAUGCGAGAGAAGAUGAAUUGAGAAGAUAUUACAUGACAUUAGAGCAGAGAAGGAAAGACGGCGGCGGGGAGGGGAAGCCCCCUUCCGCGGGACCGCCCGGGGCUCCCCAGGGGGCCCCGCCGGGGUCCUCGCCCGCGCGCGCCCCGUCCCAACACCAGCUUAAGCCCACGCAGAAGGAUAAGGAUGAGAAGCCCAAGGAAGAAGUGAAGGUGAAGCAAGAAGGCCAGAAGCCAACGACCGAGACUCAAGGCCCUCCUCCUCCCCCCACUUCGCAGUACUACCUGCCGCCGUACAUGCAGCCCCCGCAUUACGGCGCCUUACCCUUUGACACCGUGUACCGACCGCCUUUAAGCCCCAUGCUGGUUGGGGGCUUCGGUGGGGGGUGGACUGUACCCAGGUACCACGCCCCCGAGGAUCUGUCCCGUCCUGGAGCGCCCGGGAAGUUGGAACUGUUGCCGGGACACGGGGCGCAGUAUUACGGCGGCCACGGGGGACACGGCGGACAUGCGGGACACGCAGGACAUACGGGACAUGCGGGUCACGCGCCCCACAAGAUCCACGAAUUACAGGAGCAUGCCAAGUCCCCAGCGGGAAAACCCCCGGGACCCCGCGCCGACGGACCCAAGGACCCCGCGCGCAGCCCCCCGCCCCAGCGACACGUGCACACCCAUCACCACACGCACGUGGGGCUCGGGUACCCGCUCUACCCGCCGCCCUACCCAGCCGCCGCCGUAUUGGCCAGUACGCAGGCUGUCGUGAACUCGUUUCCAACGCCGCCCAAGUGAGGGGCGCCGCCUAAGGAACCCGCGCGAAUAUCCCGCGCAUUCUGACCUCACUUCGAACCUAGUGUAGUGCGAUAUCCCACGGACCCGAUCUCCAUGCCAGUAGCCAUAACUUAAUUAAAAAAAAAACUAAAAACAAAACAAAACUGUGAUCUCGCGUGUACCACGAAAUGUGUAUGUGAUGUGCGCUUUGAAUGUUCUAGUGACUAUUAGUGAACUUAUAUCGUGACGAGUGUCGUGUUAUGACUCCCCCGAGUGGCUGUUGUGUACCCCGCGGAGGCUUAUGGACAUUAAAAAACGCCUCCGCUAUGUGUCCGAUUUGUUUUAUAUGUCUAGUGGAAGCACAAACUAGCUCUGUAAAUAUUAGUGUUACAUGUAAAUUACGUUACGUCGUCAGCUCCGACGCGAGAGGGUUUAAUUGUAAAAAAUAUAAACAUCGAAUUCUCCGAAUCACAAUCCAAUCCGGGCAUUGUACUGAUGUUGGAAGCCCCUACAAAAUUAAUGUCAUGCGAAUACAGCAUAUUUGAGAUCUUCUAUUUAUGAAUACUGCAUUCCACAAAGAAAGCGAGCGUACCUAGAUUUUAAAAGCGUUUAGACUAAUAAUUAAUCUUAAGUAAUUACCUAUAGUGUAAGUUUAAAGGCGUCAAUGUGAUCAUUACAUGAGUCGUAGCGUGCACAAAUCAUACUCUAUCUCGAUUAUAGUGAUGAAUGAUUUAUAUUGUAAAACGUAGAGAGCAUCCUAUAGAGUCGUGGAGUGUUUGGGCAUUGCUGUAUGUGUAUUGUAUGUCUGGCUUUUAAAGAUAAAUACAUAAAUAUUAUUCUCUUAGUCCGAUAUUCUUACAUACAAGGGAUUAGACAUUCACUACUUCUUAUAUUACGAUUCCACAUCGGCCUUGAUGCGGUGCGUCAAAAAUUGUAGGUUUUUGUUAAACCACACAUAACCAUUUCUGUAUUGCAUUCAUUCGUACUUUUGGAAAAUUGUCUGUAUGCUAGCUCAAGAUUGAGAACCAUUGUUUUGCAUUUAAUCUCCAUGUACCUGGGGUCAUGUUGAUGAAAAUCAUAUAAACACCGAGGAGAGGAAACUACAGCUAGCUAAUACUGCAUAUUAAAAAAAUAUUCAAAAAUCAUGACUUAUGUUGGGUCCUCGUUGUAUGUAUCUUUUUGAAUCAACAUGUCGUCUGAAUAAGGUACUCUAUUCAUACCGCCUAAAUGUCAAGAUUGUAACAUGCGGUAUGGUAUUUUUUCGAUACACAUAUAUAUAAAACAGUCUUCCAAUUGAUUUGAGGUUUUGUGAUUAAGCAAUCACACACACAUAUUCAAACCUUUAUUUUAAACUAAAAAAACAAUUACAUUGUGAAGUGUAUUUAAAAUAAAAUGCAAUAGUUUUUUAUUGCAUUAAGCGGAAAGGUGUUGGUGGAUUGCAUUCUAUUAGAUGAACAUUAAGACUCAUAUUAGAGGAGAUUAAAAAAACUAUUGUAAUAAUGAAACAAUAUUAUUUUCAUUAAAUUUUAGUCAUUGUACGCACGUACCUGUUUCUUACUCUUAAAAUUAUACACAAAUCAAUAUUUAUAAUGUAUUUGCGCAGGGCCUAACUAACCCCCAUCGACAUUUAUUUUACAAAAGCCAGUGACUAUGUGAGAUUUUGUUUUCUAUUUUUUAUUGGCAAUGUUCUGAAACACAAUUUUGAAUAUAACCAUUGUUAGUGUAUUGAUCAGUGAAAGAUCAUAUGCGUCGUCGUCAUGUAGAAGAAAUUACAAUUGUAACUACUUAUAUUAUUACUCAAACUGAAGUUGUUAUUACCUAUGUUUGUUCACUGAUUACUGCAGAAAUCUAUAAACAAUUGAUAACUACUGUAAUGUAAAUGCCAACAUACAAAUUUGAACCUAGUAUGAAUGUAAUAAGAGAGCAUGAGCAAGAUGGAUAUCAUGAUCUCAAACGCAGUGCUCGGUGCAUCUGUGAAUGCAUAGACUGAUCGUUUCAUUUUAUCAUAAACAAUCUAGUCAGUACAUAUUUUUUAAAAACCGAAACUGAAACACUGCAAAUACUCUUCUUUUCUGUGACAAAGCGUCAGAGGCAAGUUGUUUGAUGCCAUCGCUAAAACAGUAGCUCAGUCUUUGAACAUACUCCUACGUACGUAACUCCCUUGAAGAGUGACAGAUUAUAGGCAACUGAGCCAAAUAAAUAUACCUACUAGUAUAAUUUCUAAUUGAUGAACCUAAACGAGAACCAUAAUAUAUUAGUUUUAAAUCGUUAUUUAUGCUCUCGCUGGUAAUUGACAAUAAUUUCGUUUAAAUUUUGACGGUUUACAGUGUUUUAUGUACUGACUAGAGUGAGUUAAGGCUGCGAACACGCGAUAUUACGCUUUCGAUAAUUUGUAUCGGACACCAGUGCAGACUUGGUUGAUACACGUCAUUGUAUUUAUAAUGUAUUCAUAUAAUAUGAACAUUUGUGUAUUUUUUGAUGUAACUAAAUCCAAGUUUGAUUUUCUUAGAAAAGAACUCGAGACAGUUGGAAAAAAAAGGAAUAAUAAAGAUAAAUUAUUUCUUAUCAAUGUGUUUUAUUUCAAAGCCCAUGUUACAUUGUUUACUUAUAGGGUAAUGUCAUGUGCAAGAUUAUGCUAUUAUGAAAGUUGUGAGGUUUGACUAGGAGGUAAAGGGAUAUUCAUUUAUUCUAUUUCAAACCAAUUCAAUAAAAGUGCUCGUGCACAGACUAUUUUUUUCUGGGCAAUUAAAAAUACUGAAGAGAGUAGGUAAAAUAUAUUACAGCCGUACUCCUAUUAACCUUUAUAUCGUUAUUACUGAAAAUGUAACGAUUUUGAGGCUCAAUUUAUAUCGCCGAGGUAUGGAAUGGAAGCUAAUUUUUGCAACGAAAUUGACAUGGCAUAAUGAAUUUAUGUUCUUUAUGUCAAUUGAAUAAGAUGCACAAUUUCAUUUCUAAAAUCGCUUCCAUUUCGUUCCGCGGCGGUAUAAAUUGAGCCUUAAUGGCAUUUAAUUAAUUAGAACUCUAAGUAAGGCGGUUAAAGUAUAAUAAUCAAUUUAUUCUUUGACGUCACAACUAUUGAAGUGGCAAUUUACUAUUACUUAAUACAAAUUUAAAAAAGUUUAGCUCUUUUUAGAAUUGGUUUGAAACUUAACGCUGAAUAUCAAAGACGUAAUGGUAACUUAUAUUUAGAUGCUAUAAAUUACAAAGUGUAUAAAAAUUAAAGCUUACUUAAUUAACUCGAUAAAAUAAAUUACACAAUUGUAAAAUACCUACUUAAUGAAAAAAAUACUGCUAAUUAACUUUGAUAUUUAGACGGUAGGGUUCGUGCAUUUUGUACAAAUGUGAUGGUUAAACUAACAUUCUGUAACAUUACACAAAAAUUAAAUAAUUUCCUUUAAUUAAAAUUUCUUUAAUAUUAUGCUUAGUAACACUCGGAAGAGUAAAAGUUUAAAUUUUCUCUCAAUUUCAAUUCCUUUUCUUUUUCAUUGGAAUAAAAAACCUGUUUAUAUUUACCUACGAAAACGCGAUACAAAGGGAAUAGAUUUGGCCUAUCGACCCACCGACAUUUAGAUUGUUUUUCGAAAUCUCGGAUGAUGAAAAUUUUAUGAAAAGUAACAUGAAACAAUGCACAAACCGUGUCCUGCCAUAAAAACCCCCCAAAAUGUCUUCCAGUCUGCUUGCUUUUUCGUGCUUACCCAUACAUACCACUUUCAUUUCGCCAUUUCAAAAACUAAUCAAAAUGGCGGCCGGCGAGUCAAUAGGCCAGCUUCCAUACAAAAAAGUUCUAACCCCUAUAUCAUAACUUUACUCUGUAUAUUUAUUUUAAAUCUUUGGAAUGAAUUUACCACUACAGUUUUCUUUCUCUGUCAUACGUAAGAAGUAUCCAAAAGACUAAUAUUUGAAAUAAAAGCUGCACUAUAUCAAUAAUAAAGUUACAGUGUAUUUAUAUUUCAAGUAUAAUUGGUCCAUGGUUAUUUUUUUACUCUGAAUAAAUAUAACAAACGUUCAACAUUUUAUACAGUGAAUUAUUUUUAACAUUACGCAAGCAGAUUAUAAGUUUAUUUCUACAUCAUCUAGUGAACUCUGACGUAAUCUAUGAAAAAAAAUGCAAUUUAAUUUUAGUGGCAUGCUACAGAAUUGAAUCUUACAAUUGCUUUUAUAACUAAAUAAAAGGGCCACUUGCAUGAACAUUCUGAAAUCAAAUUAAGACUUAAUGCUGUUUAACAAAUCUUUCCAUUUAUGUUAAUUAUUGUUAAAAGUCAUUAUAGAGUUAGAAUGAAGCUAAAAUUAUGAUUAGCUUUAAAAUAUGAAUUUAGAACUUUGGUGUAAGUGGGCCUAAAUAUCGUAAUAUAUUAAUAAAAAUAUUACGAAGGAAAUAUUCGUGGUUACUUUGGUAUUCCGGUAGAUCGUAAGGCAAAGAUAAAUUAUUUCUUACGCUAGGUAGCGGCAUAAUUAUUAUCUUAGCGGUAAUUUGAUAGGUAUUAAAUUUACUAUCGGAUUUCCAUAUCAAUGGUAACAUGAAUUUUGUUAAUAUUACUGUCUUGUUUUCUUUGGGUGAUAUUAAAAUAGUGAGUCAUAUUUAAAUUUAUUUGAAUCAUUCAAAACAAUAGUUAAUUAAACAUUCAGUUGUAUUUAUUAUGCUGAGUUCAAAUGUCGCUUAUUUCUCCCGCUCCUUUUUUGAACAUUAAUUCAAUAUACGUUAAAAUCACAGUGUCUAGAAUCAAUAUAUAUAUUUCAAAGUUUUGAUAGAAACUUUACAAAAUGAAUAUUUCACAAAAGAUAUUAGUGUUAUACAAAUAAUGUAAAUACAUGAAAAAUACAUUAUUUUAAAAAUCGAUUAACGAGUCCUUAUUAAAAUAAUUUCACGUUUAUUGGCAAGUUAAGAGAUCUUAUCAAAAAAAAAAUCAGAAGUCUAACAAAUACAAUACCUAUCAAAAAUAAUACAUUGAAAUUUCAUUUCUUUUUACAUAUUCACAACCAAUUUACAAUAUAUAUUUUAAUGCAGUCAGUCAAAUGUCAAUCUAUAUCAUCAGGACGCAAUUGCCUUUCCCCUUCGCUGAUGAAUAUUUGCAUAGCUUUAUAAAGAAGAUAGAGACCUAACAUCCGCCUUUCUUUUAAAGGCAGCGACUCGGCAACACCAUAAUAAUUGCCAACUUUUAAAUUUUUCAGAUUGGCAACACCUAAAACGUCAAUCAUGGCGGCUUCGUAAGUGUAGGCCUCUGCUGGAAUCACGUUUUGAAAUAUAUGUAAACAGAUCACACCAACCUUGUUGGACCAUAUGUCUAGGAUGUGUUGCACUUUCUUGUCUUUGGAUGUGGUGAAGUCGCGCUUCCACAGAGUCAACGCUUGGUAUAGGUGGGAAUAAGGUCUCGAUCGCUUACCUUUUCCAACAUAGAAUAUUGAAUUCACAAACGUGACCCAUGAGAGAUUGGGCGAUUGUGUAGCGGCUUUCGAAGGAAGGUUUUCCGUAACUCGCGGGUCCAACAGUAAAUACGUAAAGGACGUCUUAUUCGAUCCUUCGCGCCAUUUCUUAUUCGGAUUAGCAAAAUCAGCCCUAAUUUUGUUCUCUAGUUCCACAUAAGGCGUCAAGUUUUUAGUCCAUUCGUCUGAGCGCAAGGAUUUCUCCAAUUCUAAACUGUAUGUUUUGCCUUGACUGCUGAUAACAAUGGGAUUUCUCUUCAAUGCUUGCAGUUUCUUCAAAUACAGCGUUCUAGUAGUCUGUUGGAUCGGUCCAGGUCGGAAACCUAAUUUAAUUAGUUCACUCCUUAAAGUGUUGUCGUCAUAUUGCAUUGAAGUCGGUAACGAAGAUGCCACAGAAACUAUAGUUUGGUCAGGGCUUGAUAGAUCUGCCCCCUCCUCUAUUGGUAGACUAUAAAACGGGUGACGUCAUUAAUCUUUUCUCUAUGAGAACCACAUUUUCCUCCUUAUCCUCGUAUUUAUAUUCUUCAUGCAUGCUAGCUAGCAUGAUACUUCCACCUGAGUAGUUGCUACUCACACCACUACUGGCCGAAGAUCUCCUCGUAUUAAUUGCAUUGAUAUCAGUAACAGAAGAAAUAUUGCUAUACAGAAACUCAUUUGUUUUAUUUUGGAUAACAAUUAGGGCUUUGUCUAAGUCUACAUUCGACGAAUCAUCUGUUAUCAAAGAUAAGGUAUUAUCGAAUGUUAACAUAUGCUUCAUAUCUGAGCACAGGGAAGAUACAGAACAUUUCUGACACUUUUUCAAACUACUUUUCGUAUUGUAGUUUUGAUGUGUAAUACUGUUGGGGGAGCCUGGCAGAGAAAAGUUCUCAUAGACGCUCAUUCUGCUUUUCUUCCCAUCUGAAAUAGAAUUGUGACCACAGGAGCAAUCUGCUUGAUGUGUAGUCGAUUCAAGACGCUUAAUACCACUAAUUUCUAUGUCACCAGGUACAUUUUUCGUCAAACAUGUCUUAAAGCUAUUAUUUGUUUCAUUCAAUUCAGUUUUGUCUGAAUUAUUAUUAUCCUUACUGAGAUCACAACUUGAGUGUUUGGUAAAAUCACUGCUUUUCCAAGGUACUGAUUCGUUUUCUAUUAAGUAUGUUUCACCUAAUAUUGUAGGGUAAAGUUUGUUAAUAACAUUACUGCUUUUUUCGCACCAUUCGCGUACCAUCUCCGAUUUUCUGGGUACGGUUAUGUCGCACAAAUUAUUUCUCUCUAUUGGUUCGUAUUGAGCAACCAUAUGGUCUGUAGUCACUAACACUUUGUCUGAAAUAAUGUAUAUGCACAUUGAGAUCCAAAUGAGUCAUCGAGUUGAUCUACAACAUUGUGGAGGUAGUCGUACACAUCCCAUUGCUGCUCCCUAGCAGCAUAGUCAAACGCUGAGUGUCCAUCUAGGUCAUGCCUGGAUGGGUCACCACCACAGCCUAUCAGAAGCUUCAGGUUGUCCACGCGACCCCAUAUGGCUGCUAUGUGAACUGGGGUUACACCAUCAUCAUUGCUAAAUUUGGAUCUCCCCCAUUCUUCAAGAUAAGCUCAGUGCAUACUUCGGAUUUCUCCAAGGGCUCUAUUCCUACUGCUAAAUGCAACACACCAAUACCUUUGCAUGGCAAAAUUUCAUUGACAUUAACCUGGCAAUUUUCCAAAUAAUUCUUUACAUACCUUGUAUCGCCACAUUGUAUUAGAUCGUAUAAUUUGAACAAUUCUCUAUACGUAGUACCCAUGGUUCAAUAAUAAAUACACUGAUCAAAAUAUUCCUUUUUGUAUUGUAACAGAUCAUUUCCUGUGGGUUGGGCUGAUAACUUUCACUUAGUUAAUGAUACAUUUCAAAGAAAAUUAUCUUAACACAUUAUUACUAAUACGCAUAUCGUAUUACGGCAGAUGUUGAAACAUUACAUUUUUAUUCGUUUGUUUUUGUUAAUUUUCAAACUAACGUCAGCCUUGCUUCUUUUGUUUACGUUUGUUU